ACUCAUCUCGCCAGCAAAGGACACCUACAGAGAUGUCCUCAGUCCUUCACUUCUAUGUCCGUCCCUCUGGCCACGAGAGGGCAACCUCUGAAUAUACUCAAAGGAAGCUGCAAGGGGAACUGCCAGAGCUGCAGGGUGUCAAGACCGAGCUGUGCUACAACGUGAACUGGACAGGUGAGUCCUCCCCGAGCGCCGAGGAGAUGAAGAAGCUGACAUGGCUGUUUGGCUGCCCCUUGUUACUGGACGAUGUCGCUCAGGAGUCCUGGCUCCUCCCCGGCCCCACUGACCUGCUGCUGGAGGUCGGGCCCAGGCUGAACUUCUCCACGCCAACAUCCAGCAACAUCGUGUCAGUGUGCCAGGCUGCGGGGCUGGGGGCCGUGGACCGCGUGGAGCCGACCCAGCGCUACCUGCUCUCGGUCUGGCCCUAGACUCCUGGGACCUGGAUUUCUACACCAAGCGCUUCCAGGAGCUGCAGCGGAACCCCAGCACUGUGGAGGCCUUCGACUUGGCUCAGUCCAAUAGUGAGCACAGCCGACACUGGUUCUUCAAGGGCCGACUCCACGUGGAUGGGCAGGAACUGGCACACUCGCUGUUUGAGUCCAUCAUGAGCACCCAGGCAUCCUCGCACCCCAACAACGUCCUCAAGUUCUGUGACAACAGCAGGUAGGCUGUGCCCUCAGCUGGGGUGACCUCAGAACCCAGGGAAUGGGAGGCCCCAGGCUCUGGUGGGGUAAGUGCAGAUGCCGGGAAGGAAGUGAGACUCAGAACGGAUGUGUCCACAGUGCAAUCCAGGGGAAGGAAGUCCAAUUCCUGCGUCCCGAGGACCCCUCACGGCCAAGCUGCUUCCGGCAACGUCAGGGGCUGAGACAUGUUGUCUUCACGGCAGAGACCCACAACUUCCCCACGGGAGUAGCCCCCUUCAGCGGUGCGACCACUGGCACAGGGGGCCGGAUCCGAGAUGUCCAGUGCACAGGCCGCGGGGCCCACGUGGUGGCUGGCACUGCUGGCUAUUGCUUUGGAAACCUGCACAUCCCAGGUUACAGUAUGCCCUGGGAGGAUCCAAGCUUCCAGUACCCUGGGAACUUGGCCCGACCCCUGGAGAUUGCCAUCGAGGCCAGUAGUGGGGCUUCUGACUACGGCAACAAGUUUGGAGAACCAGUUCUGGCUGGCUUUGCCCGUUCCUUGGGCCUCCAGCUCCCAGAUGGCCAGCGGCGUGAGUGGAUCAAGCCCAUCAUGUUUAGUGGAGGCAUUGGGUCCGUGGAAGCUGAGCAUGUGAGCAAGGAGCCCCCAGAGCCAGGCAUGGAUGUUGUGAAGGUUGGGGGUCCUGUCUACAGGAUUGGAGUUGGGGGCGGAGCUGCCUCGUCCGUGCAGGUGCAGGGAGACAAUGCCAGCGACCUGGACUUUGGGGCUGUGCAGCGGGGAGACCCGGAGAUGGAACAGAAGAUGAACCGUGUGAUCCGGGCUUGCGUGGAGGCCCCCGGAGGAAACCCCAUCUGCAGUCUUCAUGACCAGGGUGCCGGUGGCAAUGGCAACGUCCUGAAGGAGCUGAGUGACCCGGCCGGAGCCGUCAUUUAUACCAGCCGCUUCCAGCUCGGGGACCCGACCCUGAAUGCCCUGGAAAUCUGGGGGGCCGAGUACCAGGAGUCAAAUGCACUUCUGCUGAGGCCCCCCGACCGGGACUUCCUGAGUCGUGUCAGCGCCCGGGAACGCUGCCCAGUUUGCUUUGUGGGCACCAUCACGGGAGACAGGAGGAUAGUGCUGGUGGAUGAUCGGGAGUGUCCUAUGGGAAGAGAUGGCCAGGGGGAUGCCCCCCCAACACCUCCCCCGACCCCUGUGGACCUGGAUCUGGACUGGGUGCUGGGCAAGAUGCCCCGGAAGGAGUUCUUCCUGCAGAGGAGUGUGCCCGUGCUGCGGCCCCUGGCCUUGCCCCCAGGGCUGAGCGUGCGCCAGGCCCUGGCACGCGUCCUCAGGCUGCCUGCGGUGGCCAGCAAGCGCUACCUCACCAGCAAGGUGGACCGCUCCGUGGGCGGCCUGGUGGCACAGCAGCAGUGUGUGGGACCCCUGCAGACCCCGCUGGCAGACGUGGCGGUGGUGGCACUGAGUCACCAGGAGCUUGUAGGGGCUGCCACAGCCCUGGGAGAGCAGCCAGUCAAGAGCCUGCUGGACCCCAAGGUUGCUGCCCGGCUGGCCGUGGCCGAAGCCCUCACCAACCUGGUGUUUGCUCUGGUCACCGAUAUCCGGGACGUGAAAUGCAGCGGGAACUGGAUGUGGGCGGCCAAGCUCCAGGGGGAGGGCGCGGCUCUGGCCGAUGCCUGUGGGGCUGUGGUGGCAGUGAUGGCGGCCCUGGGUGUGGCAGUGGACGGUGGCAAGGACUCCCUCAGCAUGGCCGCCCGGGUUGGCGCUGAGACCGUGCGGGCUCCUGGGUCGCUGGUCAUCUCAGCCUAUGCUGUCUGUCCAGACAUUACAGCCACUGUGACCCCAGACCUCAAGUGUCCCGGAGGGAGAGGCCACCUGCUCUACGUGCCUCUGAGUCCUGGGCGCCAUCGGCUCGGGGGCACAGCUCUGGCCCAGUGCUUCUCCCAGCUCGGCGAGCAGCCUCCCGAUCUGGACCUUCCUGAGAACUUGGUGCGAGCCUUCGGCAUCACCCAGGGGCUGCUGAAAGACCGCCUCCUCUGCUCAGGCCACGAUGUCAGUGACGGAGGUCUCAUCACCUGCCUGCUAGAGAUGGCCUUUGCUGGGAAUUGUGGGAUAGAGGUGGCCGUCCCUGCCCCUGGGGUCAAUGCGCUGCCUGUACUGUUCGCUGAGGAGCCAGGCUUGGUGCUGGAGGUGCAAGAGCCAGACCUGGCCCAAGUACUGACACGUUACCGGGAGGCUGGCCUCCACUGCCUGGAGCUGGGCCGCACGGGCAGCACCGGGCCCCACGCCAUGGUCCGGGUAUCAGUGAACGGGGCUGUCGUUCUGGAGGAGCCCGUUGGGCAGCUACGAGCCCUCUGGGAGGAGACCAGUUUCCAGCUGGAUCGGCUGCAGGCAGAGCCCCACUGUGUGGCCCAGGAAGAAGAGGGGCUGAGGGAGCGGACGGGGCCCACCUACUGCCUGCCCCCCACCUUUCCCACAGCUUCCGUGUCUCAUGAGCCUGGUGGUCCCGCCCCCCGAGUUGCCAUCUUUCGAGAAGAAGGCAGUAACGGAGACCGGGAGAUGGCCGAUGCCUUCCACUUGGCUGGGUUUGAGGUGUGGGAUGUGACCAUGCAGGACCUCUGCUCUGGAGCAGUCAGGCUGGACACGUUCCAAGGCGUGGCCUUCGUGGGCGGCUUCAGCUACGCGGACGUCCUGGGCUCUGCCAAAGGGUGGGCAGCCGCUGUGACCUUUAACCCCCAGGCCGGGGCUGAGCUGAGGCGCUUCCGGCAGCGGCCAGACACCUUCAGCCUCGGCGUGUGUAACGGCUGCCAGCUGCUGGCCCUGCUGGGCUGGGUGGGAGGCAGUCCUGGUGACGAGGUGGCAGAGAUGGGCCACGAGUCCUGGCCAGCCCGGCCCGGCCUCCUGCUGUGCCACAACCGGUCUGGGCGCUUCGAGUCGCGCUGGGCCAGCGUGCGAGUGGGGGCUGGGCCGGCCCUGAUGCUGCGAGGGAUGGAGGGUGCCGUGCUGCCCGUGUGGAGCGCCCACGGGGAAGGUUAUAUGGCAUUUUCUUCCCCGGAACUCCAAGCCCAGAUGGAGGCCAGGGGCUUGGCUCCGCUGCAUUGGGCAGACGAUGAUGGCAACCCCACGGAACAGUACCCCCUGAAUCCCAACGGGUCCCCAGGGGGCAUGGCUGGCAUCUGCUCCCCUGAUGGCCGCCACCUGGCUCUCAUGCCUCACCCUGAGCGGUCUGUGAGGCCUUGGCAGUGGGCGUGGCGACCCCCUCCAUUUGACACUAUGACCACCUCCCCCUGGCUCCAGCUCUUCAUCAAUGCCCGAAACUGGACCCGGGAAGGAGGCUGCUGAGCAGGCCGGGGAGACUCCCCUGGGCCCCGUGGUUUUCACCCACGGUGUCUUUAGAAGUACCUCAUAUUAUUUCUGUGUGUCUUGGACAGACGAGGACCAAAAUGCCCAAAAAAACCUUGGCUAAUUUUAUGAAUCUG
Lipotes vexillifer (Yangtze River dolphin) is the source of this 4115-nucleotide messenger RNA. RefSeq names its product phosphoribosylformylglycinamidine synthase (gene PFAS). Gene Ontology annotation, biological process: 'de novo' IMP biosynthetic process. Lineage: Eukaryota; Metazoa; Chordata; Mammalia; Artiodactyla; Lipotidae. Gene Ontology annotation, cellular component: cytoplasm. The transcript has 25 exons. The record is from RefSeq and is a predicted model, not a curated record. Bases 706 to 3978 code for a protein of 1090 amino acids. Gene Ontology annotation, molecular function: phosphoribosylformylglycinamidine synthase activity.